Messenger RNA from Oryza brachyantha (malo sina), 501 nucleotides. Its product is annotated as CASP-like protein 4D1. The transcript has 3 exons. Bases 1 to 501 code for a protein of 166 amino acids. The record is from RefSeq and is a predicted model, not a curated record. NCBI's taxonomy places the organism in Eukaryota, Viridiplantae, Streptophyta, Magnoliopsida, Poales, Poaceae.
AUGGCGUCGUCCUCCAGGACGGCUCUGCUGUCCGCCGUGCUGGCCCUCCGCCUCCUCACGCUGGCCCUCCUCGCGGCGUCGCUCGCCGUCAUCGCCGCCGACAAGUUCGCCGUCGACGACGACCACAAGUUCACCUUCAAGGACGUCUACGCCUACAGGUACGUCCUUGCAGUCGCCGUCGUUGGGUGCGUCUACACCCUGAUACAGAUCCCGUUCGCCGCCGUCGGCAUCGCCAGGAGGAAGGGGAUGAUCGGAGGCAGCGAGGACGUGGCACUCUUCCUCGUCUGCGCUGACGUGGUGUUCACGUUGCUGGUGGCGACGGGGGCGGCGGCCGGCCUGGGCUUCACCUACGACAUGAAGCGCUUGCUCGGCGGCUCGAAUCUGCACGGGGAGCUGGCCAGGUUCCUCAACCUGGCCUUCGUCUCCGCCGGGCUCAUGCUGCUCGCCGCCGCCGCCAUGGCGCUCGUCGUAAUGCUCUCCGUCUACUCGCUCGUCCGGUGA